Molecule: messenger RNA, 1227 nt
Organism: Ordospora pajunii
Lineage: Eukaryota; Fungi; Microsporidia; Ordosporidae
Product: transmembrane aminoacid transporter protein
Exons: 1
Coding region: 1-1227 (408 amino acids)
Biological process (GO): amino acid transmembrane transport
Molecular function (GO): L-amino acid transmembrane transporter activity
Source: RefSeq, a predicted model, not a curated record
AUGGCAAGCUAUCUAAGGAACAAAGAUGCGAUAGUAACAAUGAUAUUAUCAAUGAUGGGCACUGGGGUGACAUUUAUGCCGUAUGCAUUUAUGUCAGCGGGAUAUCUGAAUGCGAUAUCACUGAUGCUGUUUUUUGGACUGGGCACGAUUGCAUCGUGCUAUUGCAUAUCGUAUGCGGUGAAGCAUUCGAAGGAGAGAUCGCCGACGUAUUCAAGCCUGGCACAUGACAUUUCGAAGUAUCUGGGGUAUUUGGUGAAUGUGUCGAUAUUUUUCAAUGGAUAUCUUGCAGCAGUCAACUUCUACAGGUAUCUGUCGGACAUGAUAGUUAACAACUCAAGCUUUAUACGGGGACUGACUGAUAGUGUGGAGAGUUCCAGGAAGAUAGUUGUUCUUGCGAUGGCGAUACCGUUCAUAUAUCUGUCGAUGAAGAAGACGCUGUCUGGGCUUGCACUUACAUCGUACAUGAGCGUGGCUUCUGUUUCGUAUCUUGCGUUUCUGAUGAUCUACUUGUUUUUUGCUGUGGGGACGGAGUGUGCAACAGGAGGAGUGAAGGCAACAAACCAAUCGCUGAGAUCAGCGGUGCCUGUAUUUAUUUCGUCGAUGGUAUGCCAGGGAAACAUGGUGAAGAUAUACCUGGAGAUGAAGAACAGGAGCAGCGCGAAUGUGCUGAUUGUGUCAUCCGGAGCGGUUAUUGGGGCGAUUCUAAUCAACGGGCUGACGGGACUGUUUGGAUACUUUGUGUUUGGUGAGUCUAUUGAUGGAGAAAUAAUGUCUGAGCUUUCGAAGAUGGACAGUGCUGUGAACAAGCUGAUUAGGAAAGGAUGGGACAAGAGCAACAUUAUGCCAAAAAUGGCGAUAUUUGGAAUGACACUGACGCUUUUUGGAGGAUAUCCUGUGCAGCUUGUUCCUGUUGUGGAGAUGCUCUUCAAGGCCUUUCCUGAGAACAAACGAACCGAGAUGAACAGAAAGGCGAUUGUUAUCUUUUUGUUUAUUGUCUGCAUACUGCUGAACCUUCUGAAGGAGCUGAAGACAAAAAUCAUCAAAAGAUUCCUCGGCGCAACAUUCUCGAACUCGGUUGCAUUUGUAUAUCCUUUUAUUUACUAUCUCUGUAUAAACAAGAAGCGAUCAUUGCCUGCAACCAUGAUGUGCCUUUCUAUGAUAGCUAUCAGUGCAUCUGUGAGCUUAUUUACAAUUGUCAACUUCCUGAGAAAUGGAUUGGAAAAGUAA